GCGUGUGCGUGGCCGUGGGGAGGGAAGUUAUUCACCCAGAAGGCUCAAUUUCAAGCUUCGGUCCUAUCGCCAGGACCGACCCAGCAGGAGCGCGGAAGAAAGUUCAAUUCUUCCUGCCUGUAGGGUUUUAAAAAAAUUCACCCCCCCAAGGCACGGGGCCGGUUCGCACGACUCGCCGCUCCGGCUCCACGGCCGGGACUCGCGCCGCGCUGGGCCGGGCAGCGCGUGCGGGGUGCUCGUCACGGAUGACGGUAGCAGCUCGAGAAAAAAAAAGAGCGGACGCGCUCGAGCCGCAGCUACUGCGGGGCCUCGCGCUGUCGCUCCUGUUGCACUUGGCGCUGCGCAAUCAGCGUGCGGAGCGCUGUGUCUGAGCAACACUGUGUCCGCAGAGGACAGGGGCUGUGUCUGAGCGACACAGUGUCCGCAGAGGACAGGGGCCGAGCGACCCGCCCGGGCUGGGCGGAGUUCCUCCGGGCUAGGAGCCAGGGGCUCGCUCUCGCUCUCGCUCCGUGGCGGCGGGGAUAUUCCCAAGGGCGGGACUGGAUCUACAGCGCUGCCUUUAACCCAACAGCACUCUUCUGAGCACCACAAAAAUGGUUUUAAAUCCAACGCUUCCUUAUUAACACGGGAACUUCACUUCCAAACUUCCGUGAGGGUCGGAGCUGGGUCAGCGCUCGACGCCCUGGGUUGUGUCAGGGCGGUGUCGCCGGACCACAUGGCUUACACAGUGAGCCCCACUUCGGGGGGGUCCGUAGGCCCCCAGUACUGCGUCACCAAGGUGGAGCUGUCGGUCAGCGGGGAGAACCUGCUGGACAGGGACGUCACAUCCAAGUCAGACCCCUUCUGCGUGCUGUUCCUGGAGGUCAACGGGAGGUGGUCCGAGAUCGGCCGGACGGAGACGGCGGUGAACAACCUGAACCCCGUGUUUGGGGUGAAGUUUGUGAUUGACUACCACUUCGAGGAGAUCCAGAAGCUGAAGUUUGCUCUGUUUGAUCAGGACAAGUCGAGCACACAGCUGUACGAGCACGACUUCCUAGGGGAGUUCACGUGCACCCUGGGAGUGAUCGUGUCCAGUAAGAAGCUGACGAGGCCUCUGGUCUUGGGAAAUGGGAAGCCAGCUGGGAAAGGAGCGAUCACGAUAACUGCACAGGAGCUGUCGGACAACAGAGUAAUAGCGCUGACUAUGUGCGGAAGAAAGCUAGACAAAAAGGAUUUCUUUGGCAAGUCGGAUCCCUAUUUAGAGUUUCACAAGCAAGGCCACGAUGGGAAGUGGAUGCUGGUUCACAGGACGGAGGUCAUCAAGAACACGCUGGACCCCGUGUGGAAACCAUUCAGCAUGCCACUGGUCUCGCUGUGCAACGGAGAUGUAGAAAAAAGCAUAAAGGUGAUGUGCUUUGACUAUGACAACGACGGGGGCCAUGACUUUAUUGGGGAGUUCCAGACCACAGUAUCAAAGAUGUGUGAAGCACAGAAUUCAGCAGAGGUGGAGUUUGAAUGCAUCAACCCCAAGAAACAAAAGAAGAAGAAGAGCUAUAAAAAUUCUGGGAUCAUCAUUCUGAAGUCAUGCAAGAUUGCAAGAGACUACUCCUUCUUAGAUUACAUCCUGGGAGGAUGCCAGCUCAUGUUCACUGUGGGCAUCGACUUCACAGCGUCCAAUGGGAACCCAAGAGACCCCUCCUCCCUACAUUACAUCAACCCCAUGGGAACCAAUGAGUACCUGGCUGCCAUUUGGGCAGUGGGCCAGAUCAUACAGGACUAUGACACGGACAAAAUGUUUCCUGCUCUAGGAUUUGGAGCGCAGCUUCCCCCUGACUGGAAGGUGUCGCAUGAGUUUGCCAUCAACUUCAACCCCACCAACCCGUUCUGCUCAGGCGUCGAAGGGAUUGCGGAGGCGUACUCGGCCUGUCUGCCUCACAUCCGCUUCUACGGCCCCACCAACUUCUCCCCGAUUAUAAACCACGUCGCCCGCUUCGCGGCGCAGGCCGUGCAGCAGGAGGUGGCCGCGCAGUACUUCAUCCUCCUGAUCAUCACGGACGGCGUGAUCAGCGACAUGGAUGAGACGCGGCACGCCAUCGUCCAGGCCGCCAAGCUGCCCAUGUCCGUCAUCAUCGUCGGCGUGGGCAACGCAGACUUCGCCGCCAUGGAGUUCCUAGACGGAGACAACCGCAUCCUGCGCUCCUACACAGGGGAGGAGGCGGCCAGAGACAUCGUCCAGUUUGUCCCGUUCCGAGAUUUCAGAAAUGCCCCGAAGGAGACCUUGGCCAAGUCGGUGCUGGCGGAGCUGCCCCAGCAGGUGGCCCAGUACUUCAAGCAGAGAAACCUGGCGCCCUGCGGCACCCAGGCUGAGUGACCCCGCGCCUCCAGGAACACGCCUGUUGCCAAAAUCUUAACCCUGUUUACACAACACCAACAAAAAACUGCAUGAAUGUAGUUUUUACUUGGCUACCACGUCUUAUUUUUAAACUGCCCUAAUCCAAACACACACGUUUUAGAAGAAAACAUUGAAAAACUGGAGAAAAAAACUUAAGUCCAAUGACGAACACUACACAGGCCCAGACGUUCAGAGGCUUGAAAGGAAAAAUGAAUAAGUAUUGAAUGUACCUUUGUACUCAAGUUCUGUAAGAUUUUUUUAAAGAUUGUUUAAAUGCAUUUUAUGUGUCCUGUGUAGUUUAGUGAUGUAAUCUGUGCUUUGUCAAGUUAUGUUGGAUAUUUUAUACUGUUGUUAUUUUUGUUAUACUCUGGUUUAUCAGUCUAUAAAUCUUUGACACGACUGCG
Messenger RNA from Lepisosteus oculatus (spotted gar), 2775 nucleotides. It is a transcript of the gene cpne2, whose product is annotated as copine II. The record is from RefSeq and is a predicted model, not a curated record. Gene Ontology annotation, molecular function: calcium-dependent phospholipid binding. Gene Ontology annotation, cellular component: plasma membrane. Lineage: Eukaryota; Metazoa; Chordata; Actinopteri; Semionotiformes; Lepisosteidae. Gene Ontology annotation, biological process: cellular response to calcium ion.